This is a messenger RNA of Thecamonas trahens ATCC 50062, 2295 nucleotides long. RefSeq lists its product as uncharacterized. Gene Ontology annotation, biological process: regulation of exit from mitosis; protein dephosphorylation; positive regulation of cytokinesis. Lineage: Eukaryota; Apusomonadida; Apusomonadidae. Gene Ontology annotation, molecular function: protein tyrosine/serine/threonine phosphatase activity. The transcript is spliced from 2 exons. The record is from RefSeq and is a predicted model, not a curated record. Bases 58 to 2295 code for a protein of 745 amino acids.
CUCCGUCUCACAGGGGAGGCACGUCCUUUCUCCUCUUCUUCCGCACCGCUGUCCACCAUGCAGGCUUCGGUACAGGCGCCAGUUGUCCUGGCCCCCGAGGCCCGCCCAGUCCUUGCAAAUGCCUUCCAUAGUCUGGUCCUUCUCGGGUCCAACGUUGCGUUCCUCGACCUCUCCCAGGUCACCAUGCACCUGCCAGCGGCGCCAGACAACGGCGAGCGCGAGCCGCUGGAGCCUGGCGAGAUGGAGGUGGAUCUCGACGCGCUCAUCCGCGACGGAGUGCGACGGGCGUUGGUCGACCGAAAGCCGAGCGAGGCGCUCGUGGACGAGCCAGAGGCGUCGGACGACGGCUCGCUCGAGUCGUCAACAACGUUCACCUCGGAGUCGUCCGAGUCGCUGUGGUCGUCAGCCACGUCUGGCGAGCGGAGCGAGACCAGCUCCGAGUCUGCAGGCACCACGCCGCGGCUUGCCCUCAUCAACCUCGAGCCGCUGCUGCUCUCGUUCUCCAUGUUCCGCAACCGCGACUACUGGGGCCCUGUGGCGCUGCCUGUUGUGCUCGAGUCGUACGUGGCCGAGCAGCUGUCCAAGGCUUGCGCCGACGCGCCAGGCGCAUCCAAGGUCACGUACGUUUUCUACCUGGCUUGCACCGGGUUUUGGGUCCACCUCGAGCGUGCUCGCGGGCUGACCAACGCGGCCACCGUGGCCGCCUCACUGGCCAUGCUCAUGGACGGCGAGCUGCGUCCCGAGGCUGUCGAGUCAGCCUUUGCGCCCAUCUCUGACCGGUUCCUUCCGUUCAAGGACGCGUCAUCGUUCCAGUCGUGUUACGACGUGACUUUUGGCGACACGGUGCGUGCCUUGUCGCGUGCGCUCCGCCACGGCCUCGUUCCCGCGUCGUGGUCCAAGCUCCCUUCGCACCUCCCGUCGCCGCGCCACUGGACCGCCACAGAUACGGUGGUCGACUACAACUGGAUUGUCGCUGGCAAGCUCAUCGGUUUUGCGGGCCCCUCGCUCUCGGCUGCCCGGCCGUCGACGCCGGCACACUUUACUCCGCUCCUGCAGCGGGUUGGCGUCUCGGCCAUUGUCCAGCUCAACGGUGAUCCCAAGACCUACGAGGCGGCCGACUUUGUCGAGCGCGGAUUUGCCCACUACGAUCUGUGCUACAAGGACGGCUCGGUCCCGCCGGCCGGGGUUGUUCCACAAUUCUUGCACAUCUGCGAUACCACCGAUGGCAUCGUAGGCCUCCACUGCCGCAUGGGUGUCGGCCGGACCGGCACCCUCGCCGCCGCCUACAUGAUGUAUCGCUACCGGUUUUCGGCCCGUGACGCCAUCGCCUUUAUCCGUCUCGCCCGCGCCGGCACCGUCGUCGGUAUCCAGGCACUCUACCUUGAGAAAGUCCAAUCGACGCUGUGGACCGCCGGCGAGGCUGUCCACGCCGGCGCCGAGCUCGACGACCUCUCGCCCAUCUCGUCGCCUCGCGACGCCCACGACGGGCCUGCCAUGCACGUUGCCGCCCCGGUCCGCCCCUCGGCAGUCCCGCGCCUGGCGCUCACAGCCCUCGCCGACAGGGACAGCUUCGGGCCAGCGGCCCCGUCGGGCUCGUCUGCCACCGCCGGCCGCUCCGCCUCUAAGGGCCGCGCCAAGGCCGAGGCCAAGACCUCGCCGGUCUUUGACUACUCGUUUACUCCGGAAAUUUCGCAGGACGAAGUGGCGCUUUGGACGCGCCGCAACCAGCGAAUCUCCAUGAUCUAUCACCUCAACACCCGCGUCGGUCGCGCAGCGCUGUUCAUCACUCUCCUCAACGCAUACGACUCGCUCGUCGCCGCUGUCCCAUCACUCAUCGACGCCCGCCCUGCCAACCUGCUGCCGCGCCUCAUCAAGGCCGUCAACGCCGAGCAGCAGCAGGCUCUGCCCGAGCCACAGGCUGCCCGCCCGCCCUCGCCGCUCACCGUCGCCUCCAAGAUCAGAUCGCGCUCGGGCUCAUCGACGUCCUCGAUGGCCUCCUCCGGCUCGGUCGCGUCGUCGUCGUCGUCUCGGUCGCGCCGCUCGUCGCGUGCCUCACGCGAGCCCCGCGACACUGAUCGCAGCACCGACCGCACAUCGGCCAAGGCCAAGGCCAAAGCCAAGGCCAAGGCUAAGGCCAAGGCCAAGGCCAAGGCCAAGGCCAAGACCCAUGACAACCGCGCGCCAUCGCCGAAGCGCGCGCCGCCCAAGGCAAAGGCCAAGGCCAAGGCAAAAGCCAAGUCAAAGGCCAAGCCCCGCUCCUCGUCGAAUGGCUCGACCUCGCAUGCGUCGCGCUGA